Molecule: messenger RNA, 711 nt
Organism: Vicia villosa (hairy vetch)
Lineage: Eukaryota; Viridiplantae; Streptophyta; Magnoliopsida; Fabales; Fabaceae
Exons: 1
Coding region: 1-711 (236 amino acids)
Biological process (GO): base-excision repair
Cellular component (GO): nucleus
Molecular function (GO): double-stranded DNA 3'-5' DNA exonuclease activity; phosphoric diester hydrolase activity; DNA-(apurinic or apyrimidinic site) endonuclease activity
Source: RefSeq, a predicted model, not a curated record
AUGAUUAUUUUUUCCUUAAACUUGAGAGGAGGAGGUAGCCGGGCCAAGAGGAAGAGAGUCGGUUACCACAUUCCAAAAGGGGAUGUUGAUAUUUGCUUUAUUCAAGAAACAAAGUUAAGUGGCAUAGAUUUAAAUGUAGUCAAGGAUAUGUGGGGAGAUGUUCAAGUUGAGUGGUCGCAUUUGGAUGCCAACGGGGCGUCGGGAGGCAUUCUUACGAUGUGGAAAAGGGACUUCUUCACUCUAAACAUCAAUUUUAGAGGUGAGGGUUUCUUGGGUCUUUGUGCAGAGAAGGAAGGUAAACUUAUUUACUUUUUGAAUGUCUACGCUUCUUGUGACUUAGUCACGCGAAAAAGGACUUGGAAUAAGGUACGUGAGUUCAAAAACAUCAACUUUAAAGGAUCUUGGUGUAUUGGAGGAGAUUUCAAUUCUAUCUCCUCUUCUGAAGAAAGAAUUGGGACAUUAACUCGAAGUUAUAGGAGUGAUAUAAUGAUUUUUAAUGAGUUCAUAGAGGAAAUGGAGUUGGUGGAUCUACCUACUAUAGGAGGCAAGUUUACUUGGAUAAAAAGUAAUGGCAAGGCUAUGAGUAGGCUAGAUAGAUUUCUUCUAUCGGAAAGUUUUGUUGAAGAUUGUAAGGUGGAUGGUCAACAUAUUGGUGAGAGGGAUGUGUCCGACCAUGCUCCAAUUUGGUUGAAAGACAAUAGAAAGGAUUAG